AGGUCUGAGGUUGGGGGGGCACUGGCAGUAGCCACGGCCCAGCUGGCACCAGGCCCUCCUCGCUCCCACGGCGAUGGCCUUUCGUUGCGGGUGCUGCGGGCGCUUCUAUGACCUUCACCAGCUGGCACCGGCACUGCCCAGCACAUGUGCGUGCCUGAUAUGCACCUCGUGCGCGCGCGCCUCAGUCGAGGAGCAGCUAAGGGCCGCCACGAGCCGGGGCUUUGAGCCCCAGCCGCCAGCGCCAGCCACCCGGGACGCGGCCGCUGGUGGUGGUGGCCCCAAAGCGGGGGCUGGCGGGGGCGGCGGCGACCCCACCCCGCAUCCGCCGCCCCGCGCUCGGCUGCCGUCGCUUCACCAGCCCGGGGACACAGUGCUGUACCGCACCGCGGAGGGGGCGUACGUGGAGGCGGUGGUUGACCAGGUGGACAUAAGCGUGCAGCCGCCGCAGUACGGCAUACGGCUGCCCGGCGCACGUGACCUGCGCUUCACGGAGCAGCACCGCCUGCUGAGCACACAACCACCCGCGGCGGUGGCGGCGGCUGCAGCAGGCAAUGGAGCUAGCGGCAACGGUGCAAGCGGUGGCCGCAGCAAUGGCGCGCACGGCCCGCUGCAGCCGCCUCCGCCGACCGCCGCCGCCGCGCGCUGCCCCGGCUGCGGCGUGUUGCUGCCGGGCGGCCUGGCAGCGCUGCGGCCGCUGGCGCCUGACCUGGUGGCCGCGUGGGAGGCGGAGCGCACCGCCGCCUGGCUAAGAGUGCAUGACGUCAUCAGCUGCCCGCACCCCGGCUGCGGCGCCCUCAUCAUGCGCGUGCCCGCCGCCGCCGCCGCCUCCUCCUCCGCGCCCGCGUCGGCAGCGGCCUCGCCCCACACCAGCCCCUACCCCUCGCCGCCGCCGUCGCAGCGGCGGCGAAUGGCGUCCCAGGGCGCGGCGGCGGCGGCGCCGCCGCAGCCGCCAGGCGGGGCCUAUGGCCCAGGCGCCGCGGACCUGGCGGCGGCGGCGCGGCGGCGCGCGGCGGCAGAGGCUGCCGCUGCGCACCGCGAGCGGCACCGCUACCGCUGCAGCGCCUGUCGUGGGGACUUCUGUGACCUGUGCGGCGCCGCGCCCUACCACGGCGGCCUCACCUGCACGCAGGCGCGCUCGCCCGAGUGCCUCAUGUGCGGCGACCCAGUGGAGCAGCGGGAGCGGCUGACGGCGCUACUGCCCGUGGCCGCCGCAGCGGUGGCGCGCGACGAAGACGGCGACGGCGGAGACGCGGGCGAGGCAGAGGGCGGGCCGGGGCGGGACGGUGCCGGCGCGCAGGAUGGGAGCGGGGCGGCUGCGGCGGUGGGGCCGUGGGCUGCGGCGGUGGUGCGGCGUGCUGGCCGCGGCGAGCUGCUUCGGGCGCUGCGCGGGGCUCUGGACAUGGACACGAGCUGGUGCCUGGAGCGGAGGGACCUGGAGCGGGCGCUGCUGCACUACGGCUGCCGCACCUGCGCCGCGCCCGACUGCGCCGACAAGCGGGCGGCCAUGUGCGGACUGCCGCUGCCGUGCGGCCACUGGUGCUGCGGGCUGCGGCACGGCCGCCACGCCGAUGUGCCCGAGCCGGAACCCGGCAGUCACCCGCACCAGGGCCACCCGCGCUGCGUUGAGUGCGGUGCCGACCCCAUCACCGGCGCAGCACCAGCAGGAGCAGCAGCAGCAGCAGCAGCAGCAGCAGGGACGGGGACAGGAGGAGCGGGAGCAGGGCUGGGGCGAGGCCGGGCGGCGGCAGGGGCGGCAGUAGCGCGGGACUGCUGCUACUGCCAGGAGCCGCUGCGCUCCGCGCCCUGCAUUGAGCUGGGCUGCGGGCGGCGGCACGCGUGUCACUUGGCGUGCGCCAGUGCGCGGCUGCGUGCCGGCUACCCGGGCCCACACAUCUCCUUCGGCCACCUGUACUGCCCACUGUGCCGCGACUCCGACCCGGCGGCGGGCAGCAACCUGCAGGCCGCGCUGGGCCCGGUGCACCUGGAUCACCCGGCACUAGCACUGGCGCUGGCGCCGCACCUGUCGCUGCGGGAGGCGGUGGCGGGCGCGGCGCGGCAGCGGCUGCGGCUGGACGCACAGCUCAAGGCCGACCCCGCGCUGCGCCCCGGCGGCAAGUACGACGGCCGGCCCGCCGACUUCGCGCUGGAGAGGCUGCUGUUCUACAAGUGCAGCAAGUGCGCCAAGCCCUACUUUGGCGGGGCGCGGGCGUGUGGCGCCCAGGCGGAGGAUGGUGAGGACGGCGGCGGCGGUGGUCACCGCGCGGACGAGCUUGUGUGUGGUGACUGCUGCGCGCAGGCCGCCGGGACCAACUGCGCCAAACACGGCACCGCCUACAUCGAGUGGAAGUGCAAGUACUGUUGCAGUAUGGCCACCUGGUUCUGCUUCGGCACCACCCACAUGUGCAACAAGUGCCACCAAGACCCGUUCAACCUCCGUGGCGUUGGCCGGGACGGCGGCGGUGGCGCUGGCGCUGGCGGCGCUGGUGGUGGCGGCGGCGCGGCGGAAUGCCGCGACCCGCGCUGCAGUCUGCGUGCCCGCAGCAUCCCGCACCCGCCGCCGGGGCAGGAGGCGUGCCUGGGCUGCGGCAUGUGCCGGGCGGGGCUGUGAGCGAGAGGGUGAGUGCGAGGCGGUGACUGCUGUGUUGUGGAGUACUUUCGGGGGGCGCAGAGCGAGCUGGGGCAUUGUGGAGGAGGCCUAGAGCCGGUGGGGUGGGCGGCACCAGAAGCGGUGAUGGGAACGGACCGCGCGCGAUCUCAAACAUGGCAUACGUGGUGUUUAAAUUGCGGUGGGCGGGAUAGUUGGGACUCGGAUCUGUUGCCGGAGCGGCGGUGUCGUGUUUGGGCGGGAGCCGUUGCAGCUCAGGGUGCCUCGGGGCGUAUGUACGCAUGAGGCGGAGUGGAACAUUGGUGACAGCAGGCGCAGGUGCGCAGGUGCAUGCCGGAUGCGGCGUUUGUCUAAGCCUAGGCCCACCACCAUUGCGGCCGCACUUGCCUCGCGUCUCGCGUCCCCGGCCGGCGUGGCACCAGCUGCAGGCUCGGGAGGCUUUUAACAACGACCUCCUAAGCGACUCGUAGUGGGACCAGAUGCGGUACACGACUGGUGCCGAUGACCGGUGUCGAUGACCGGUGCGGACUUACGUCAUCCUUUUAAGGUGGUUGACGCCUUGACCUUGACCCGCUUUUGGCGCUGCAUGCACUGCACGCGAGUGACUGAAUUCUAGACAGCGACUUCAGGCCUUAAACCUCUACGG
Chlamydomonas reinhardtii is the source of this 3251-nucleotide messenger RNA. RefSeq lists its product as uncharacterized. The coding region runs from base 74 to 2608 and encodes 844 amino acids. Lineage: Eukaryota; Viridiplantae; Chlorophyta; Chlorophyceae; Chlamydomonadales; Chlamydomonadaceae. Gene Ontology annotation, molecular function: zinc ion binding. Gene Ontology annotation, cellular component: nucleus. The record is from RefSeq and is a predicted model, not a curated record. The transcript is spliced from 9 exons.